ACGAAGCACAGAGAGAGAUGGUCGCUGCAGCAGACACAUCCCAGACAGAACCAGAAACAUUCCCAGCAACACAAGAAAAGCUUCAACAGACCAGGACUGAUUCAGACAGGACACACACUCUGCAGAUCCAGAGGGAGAAGGAUGUUUUCUACCCUGUCCACCCCCUGCUCCGAACGCAGCACAGAGACAGCAUGUUCAGCCGUCCAUCCAGACACAGAGGAGUGUGUGUCGAUGUGCUUGUUGCAGAGCGACACAGAAGUCAGUGAGAGCCUGAAAGCCAGGGCUGACCUGGAUGACAGUGUCUUUAAAAAGCCUUUAGAUCCAGCCCCCCGUGUUGGAGACAGAGGCAGAGGGAUUCGUGUCUCAUGGUCCUCAACAAAUGAUGGAUCAACGCAUGGAGUUCUCAGUCCCAAUGAAGGUGCUUUGUCAGUGGACACUUCUGACUCUGUGGCCCCUCGGAGCUCCAGAAAUUCCUGGAAGUCAGAAAGAGAGGAAAGAGGAGGACGAGAGACAGAAGGAGGAGGAGGAGAAGAAGAUGAGAAAAAAGAUAAGCUUCCAGAAGAUCCCAUCUCCUCUGCCACUCUGCGUGCCUCCAUCCGUUCCCUGUCUCCAUUCCGUCGUCACAGCUGGGAGCCAGGAAGGAAUGCCACUGGAGAUAUUGACAUGGCACAGCAUAGUUCCUUGAAGAGCCUGUCCGGAGAGGUGAAGAGAGCCAAGCCCCCCCUUCACAGGAGAAGUAUGAGUUGGUGUCCAUCCAACCUGCGUCGUCCUGAUCCAGAUCAAAUAGACAACAGAAGCUACAGUCUGGAGGGUCUGGUGGUGGAGCAGGGAGCAGUCCAGGCAGCAUGCCCCAGUCUCAGUGAUCAAGAUGAGAGGACCAUUGGUAGGAAUUUACGCCUGGACAACCAGCAGAGAGGCUCACUGGUCUCCCUCACUGAGGAGGAACAAGAAGGAGAUGGAAUCCACAUCGAUAGUCAGACAUCUUGCCAGGUCCUGUCCAUGACAAGCCGCUGUCCUCCCAUGUUCCAUCACCCAACCCUCACCAAAUCCAUCUCAAUGGUUGCCAUCAAUCACCGUGAUGUAGAUGGGGCCAGCUCGUUCUCCAGUAACUCCGGAUCACUGGAAUACAGUAUUUCAGAGGAGGAGCCAGGCCCGUUGCGGAGUGACACUGAGGGAAGAGGAGGUGCCAAAAUCAGUCGGACAUUUAGCUACCUCCGCAGCAAGAUGAGCAAGAAAGGAAAGGAGAAGGAGAAGGAGAGGAGAGGAGAGAAGGAACGAGAGAGUAAGGACAGAGAAAAGAAGAGUGCAAACGGUCAUGUCUUCAUCCCCGUCAGUCCCUCUCCCGCCGCUGUGUGUCAGCACUGUAUCAAACCUUUACACAUGAAGGAAGCCUUCCUCUGUAACAACUGUGGUGUAAAUGUCCAUAAGAGCUGCAGAGAGAGUCUGGUUGUGUGUAUGAAGAGCAAAACUAAGCAGCAGUCAUUGGUGCCAGAAGUUGCUCCUGGAUUAGCUGUUAAUCUGAGGAGUAAAUCUACAUCUUCAGCGUCUUCUAUUUCAUCAACAUCUUCCUCCUCAUCACGGGAGCGUUGUUCUGCGGUAACUACCCCUGACGACCAGCUUCCUGGUGUACGGAGACACCACAGCAUCUUCUACUCACACAGCAACCUGGCCAAAAGCACCUCCACCAGCAACAUAGCAGGGUUAGAAGACGUCCCACUGAAAGGUUUGAAGUCUCUGUCACAGUCCACUGACUCUCUUCAUCAGGGGAGCAAAGUCAAUGCCUCGACUGAGUCACUCACUGAUGAAGGUACUGAGAUGAUGGACAGUCAGCUGAUGGGAGAGUUUGAGUGUGACGUCAAAGAUCUGGAGGCUGAUUCUUGGAGCGGUACAGUGGAUAAGAAGUUUUUGAAAACUCUGAAGAAAGAUGAAAUCAAGAGACAAGAUGUCAUCUAUGAGAUGUACCAGACAGAGUUCCACCAUGUGAGGACACUGAAGAUAAUGUCUGAAGUUUAUUAUAAAAACAUUCAGAAAGACCUACAACUGGACACUCUCACUCUGGACAAGAUUUUCCCAGUUUUGGAUGAUCUGUUGCACAUACAUACACAGUUCCUCACCCUGCUGCUUGAGCAGAAGAGAGCUUCAUCAGCUGAGGGACAGAACAACAACAGCUUCCUCAUCUGCAGCAUUGGAGAGGUCCUGGUCAAACAGUUUUCAGGCUGCAGUGCUGAUCGUAUGAAGAAAGUUUAUGGGAAGUUCUGCAGUCGCCACAAUGAAGCUGUCAACCUCUACAAAGACCUGCAUGCUAAAGAUAAACGCUUCCAGGCUUUAAUCAAGAAGAUGAUGAGCAGCAGUAUUGUUCGAAGGCUCAGUAUUCCAGAGUGCAUUUUAUUGGUCACCCAGAGGAUCACCAAAUACCCUGUUCUCAUCCAGAGGAUACUCCAGCACACAAGAGAUACAGAUGAAGACCACAGCUAUGUUUCUGAAGCACUGCGGGGUGUGAAGGAGCUGAUCACUGCUGUGGACAGCAAAGUCAAUGAGCAGGAGAAGAAGAAGAAACUGAGGGAGGUCUACAGUCGCACUGACAGUAAGUCCAUCAUGAGGAUGAAGAGCGGUCAGAUGUUUGCUAAAGAGGACCUGAUCAGAGGGAGGAAGCUGCUGCAUGACGGAGCACUGCAACUGAAAAACUCAGCCGGACGUCUCAAAGAUGUCCACGCCAUGCUCCUUUCUGAUGUCUUGGUCUUUCUUCAAGAAAAAGACCAGAAAUAUGUCUUUGCCUCAUUGGAUCAACGUUCUACAGUCAUCUCUCUUCAGAAUCUGAUAGUCAGAGAAGUUGCUAAUGAGGAACGAGGUCUGUUUCUUAUCACAGCUGGUAUAGAGAGACCAGAGAUGGUGGAGGUAUUGGCUAACAGCAAAGAGGAGCGCAUCACAUGGAGGGCCAUUAUACAGGACGCCAUGCAUUGCAUGGAGAAAGAUGAGGACGAGGGCGUUCCCAGUGAGACAGAGGAGGACAGGAGGCAGCAGGAGAACAGAGCAAAGGAGAUCCGAGAGGUUUUACGAAGAAAAGAUGAACAGAUUAUCUCCUUAUUGGAGGAGAAGGUCCACAUCUUCAGAGACCUGGGUGACUGUAACUCCGUCCCUGAUGAUACAAAUUCACAAGUCAGGGAGCGCAUGUUAUUCAGAGCCACACCUGAUGAUGUCACAAAGGGGGAGCCAAUCAUAAAGGACGCCCUGAGAGAAGUGGAGACCCUGCAUGCUUUUUUGAACAGUGGUGUCGGUGGAGCAGGCUGCAGUAUUCCAGUCGGCCUGACAGGGGGCAGCGUGGGUGCAGUUAGUCUGCCCAGGAGAGCAGAGACAUUUGGAGGCUUUGACAGUCAUCAGAUGAACAGCAGCAAGAAUGGAGAGAAGGAAGAGGGCGAUGAAUCACUAGACCUCCGCAGGACUGAGUCAGACAGCGUGUUAAAGAAGGGAGCCACUGCAAGCCUACAGGUGUUGCUGAAGAGAAACAAUGAGCAGGUCCAGCACAGUGUGACACAUCUUCACGACCUGCUGAUUUCACUGGAGGCUGUGGUGCUCCAGCAGGACUCCUUCAUAGAGGACCAGAGGCAGGCCCUGAACGAGCGGCUCACUGCCAACUCCUCCAGACACUCCUCUUCCUCCUCGCUCUCGUCCUCUUCCUCCUCGCGCCCCUCCUCCCUCAUCGAGCAGGAGAAACACAGGAGUUUAGAGAGACAGCGACAGGAGGCUGCCAGCCUGCAGAAACAACAGGCUGUUCAUCUGGAAGAAAAGAGGAGGAGAGAGAAGGAAUGGGAGUUGAAGGAGAAAGGUCUGGCAGAACGGGAGGCAAGGCUGCGGGAUGAGGAGGAGGAGACUGACAGGAGGCGUCAGGAGCUGGUGGAGGAGAAAGACACACUGCAGAGGAAGAAAGACGAAUACCAGAGAGAUCUGGAGAGACUGAGAGAGGCACAGAGGAGGCUGGAGAGAGACAAGGAGGCCCUGAAGAGAGACACUGAGAGACUGGAGAGCAUGAAGAGAAAUGAGUCGGAGCAUCUUCAUAGAUACCAGCGGACCCCUUCCACCACCUCUGAGGAAUCAAUAAGGUUCCACAGCUCUGGGUCCCUGGAUCUGGAUUCCAAAGAAGCAGAUCAAUCAAAAGAGGUGGAGCUCUCAUCCUCUGCCCCGGUCAAAGAACCUUUCCUCCGCAUUGGAUCCAAGAGGAUGGGCAAAAAUUUCAACCCCUUCUCCUCGUCCUCGUCCUCGUCCUCUAAGAGUCAGGGGGCCGAGAAGGACUCCCAGCUCCCCAACAGACUGCUCCAGCUGGCUAAACCCAAGGAGAAGAAAGACAAAAAGAAGAAGAAGGGGAAAGGAGGAGAGCAGGCACAGACAGAAAGCAAAGUCAAAGUGGUGUCAGAUCCUCAGAAUGAUGGAGACAUCUUCUUCUGCUGAGGACGUGGACAGUGGACACAGGAACGUCUAACCUCUGUAAGGAAGCUGACAGCUGGCCGGUGCAGCAGACAACCCUGAGUGCUCCUUAACUGUGUAUUUGGAUAUAAGAUGCCCAUGCUGUCUCUGCUGACAGUCUGCUCUCUGGACACUGUACAAUCCUUCCUGUCAGACAGCUGCUCUCUAGCCUGUAUUCAGAGUGAACAAAGGUAAUGCAGUUAUGCGGAGGAGAUGAUUCAGUCAACAAAUAUGCCAAUAACCCUUACGACCUGCCAUCAGUUCAAAAAUUCAAUGGAUAGCUAAGGAGGAUCAAACAGGUGAAAGACUAUCACAUGGUUCUUCAAGGUGAAUCUCCUUAAGACUUUGAAAGUGUAGCAAACCUUAGCUUUAACACGAACCAAUAAUAACUGCCCUUACUUUGAAGUAUUUUUUAUGCUAACUUUGAAUGCGUGUGGUGCUGGUGACUGGUGAGAAACAGUGAACAAUCAGUGAGUCCUUGGCUGAACAAGUUGAGGAACUAUGAAUCAAAUGUGUUCAAUUCUAAUCCUAUCUGUCAUAAGAGUGUCUAACAAAUGCCACUUGACAUGGUGUUUGUAACCGUUAAUGACCUGUGAACAAUUUCUCAGUGUCCACACUGUGUGCUGUGUUCACAGUGUGUAACAGGCCAUAGACACCAUCAAUCAAUGACAUGUCAGUCACCACAGAGAGAGACGGAUGAAACUAGAGAACCAGGAUUGUCUCGUGGUCUACUGAUGAAUGGUUAGGACAGAGAGAGUGGGAAUGAUCACCAAAGACUUUGUGGUUUUAGUGCCUUAAGUAUCUGUCUGCUGAAUGUGAUGACAGUAGAAUGAAGUGCAUGCUCAAAGCAGAUAUUUUUAAUACCGCUGUUGUCAGAUAAUCGCCCCCAGUCUCAAGAACUGUAUAGUUUCUACUAGGUGACCAUGUCCUUUAGUCCUGAAAUGUACCCGUCAGUAUCUACAACGUACUCUAUCAGUAUCAGUGCAUCCCUGAUCAUCCUAAAUCAUCAUUCACUGUGACAAUCACACAGUUCAACUGCAGCACAACAGGAUCAGGAAUAGAUAUGAUUUAAUAUGCACUUUAUAUACUUGAGAGAGUAGUGAUGUAUUUUAAAUAUCUGUCAUUUCCCAAUAAUUUAAUUUUAAUUUUGUCUCAGUAAGUAUUAAGAAUGAAGUCAUGUUGUAUUAAGUAUGGGGAUUAUCGGAAUGUAAACCCAACAAAAUAACUUUAUUAUUCAUAUAUGUUCUAUUGUCUGUACCUACAGUACAGAGUCCUGAAACAUGAUAUGUUUUAUCUUGUGUGUGACAUGUCUCAUCUCACAGGGUAUGUAUGUUUGCCUGGAGAUACAUUUCACAAAUGUUAACAUAAAGUCAUUGACAUUAAUUAUCUAGAAGGUAAUAAUUAGGAUCAAAUCACACCUUCUAAGUAAAAUUCCAGUAAAUGACUAUUUAAUUAUUUGGAAAUGACAGAACUAAGAUGAAGCAUUCCCCAUGACAACUGUAGUACUUUGUAGUAGAGCUGGGUGAAAAUCCAACAUUAUUUACUACAUUUACAUGGAGAUGAUAUGUUAUUGAUUUACAAUGUUAUGUUGUCCAAGCAAAUUUGAAUGAGAAACUAACUCUUCUACUACUACUGUUAUGCAGAGCAGUGGAACACAUUCUUAACAAUCUCACCUCAAGGUGUUUGUAGAAUCUCCUCUGAAGCUUUUGAUCAUAUCACAUGGUCCUCAUGAGCAGAUUGACUUUGUUCAGUUGCCAUGGAACUAUACAUGAUGUAAGCUCCACUGGGACUGAAAAUCCACACUAACUUAAAUCAGUUGGAUUAUUUUGCAAGUAGUUUUUCACACAUUUGCCUCAUUGUAAUAAAUGCCAGUAUUAGAAAUGUUGUUAAGUCACAUCACCCAGCUCUAAUCUGAAGAGAGUCAUCUAUUGUGAUGGUGUUGAAGUCGAAGAGACAAUCAAAGAGUGAACUUGUGUUGUUUAUAAAGGGCUAAAGCUAUAUACAGUCUAUAUAGACUGAAACUGCCAGUCACUGACUUUUAUCAAUACUGUCAAUUCUCAUGAGACCAAUCAGGUGCCUCCCUGCUUCUUGAUCUGCUCCUAUUUAUCAGAAUUGACUCUUCUCAACUCUUUCUCCACCUUCCAGCAGUCCAGGGGGAAUUACUGCUUCCCUUUCCUGAUCAUCUCCUGAGAACAGUACCACUGUUAAAAAGAGGAAUGGAAUAUAUGGAAAUGUACAUUAUAUUGAAUUAACCAUCAUGCCAGUACAGUAUGGUCACUGCUUUUUUUCAAUUUGCCCAUGACUGUUAUGUCAGACCCAGACUGUUUGACUACUGAGAAUUUACAGUAUUUACCAAAGCCAGGUUGAAUCUAGAGUCACAUGAGCUAAAUUCAACUCAAUAUUUUUGUUCUAACACAUUGCUGUUUGUCAUUUUAUUGGAAAUAUUCAUACGUUUCAGGUCACAAGUAAAACGAGAGAAGAUAAAAAUGUUGGUACUACUCAAAAAUAGUUGUUAUUUUAAAUGUGUUUGUGCUCUGACUCUCGUGAUGAAUUUUACUUUAGCCAAACAUUUCAAGGAGCAAAAAGGAAACAAUUAGUUUCAACCUUUGCUCAAAAUCUUUCUCCUUAAUCCAAGUAUUGUCUGUCUUUUCCUUUCCACCUCCUGCUACAGUAUUGAUAACACAUCAACACACUGCGGCUGCCUAGAGGGUCAUAUUCCUCCCCCAUCAUCCAUCCAAAAUAAUAACUCAUUACUCUAGACUUGCACCACAUUGAUUUUCUCCUCCUUUUCUUUGCAUGGGUCCCUGCAGUGAUGCAACUGAUAGGUGGCUGCAGUCUGAACAAUAAUAUUUGGGCCUACAGUGUCUUUUCUGCUGAGAGGAGCAGAUUUAUACCAAAACUGAAAGCACAGCAAUAACUUUAAUACACAGCAGGUCUGUCUGAUGUAUACUGUAGUGUGUGAUCACCAGCAGCCAUUAGCCUUAAGCCCUUCUCAUUCAUUAGUAAAAACACACAGACUCAGGUCCCUUUGGAGAUAUAUUGAUAAUCCCUACAGAGUCAAUCACAAAACCUUAAUAGGACAUAUAUGGGAGAAGCCCUUCAAGCCCAACUGUAAUUAAAUGACAUGCUUUCUGCUACAGCCUACAGAUCUGGGGUCUCAUUUAUGAGUGGUGCAUACGUGCAAAAGAGAGCCUGAAAGAGGCCACUUCCCACACAAAAGUUGUGAUCUGUAAAAAUAAACUUGCUGGAGAAUAUGCAUACCUGCAUGUAAACUCUGACACAUGCGUAGAAACAUUUUGGAGAUGAGAGAAAUUGGUGAUGCAGAUGGUGAGGUGGUGAAUUGAAGCCAGGUUGUUAUAGAUCCUACAUUAUUAUAAACAUUCAAACCAGCAGCAUUAUCUGUUCCUGUGAUUGUAGUGAGCCAGAACUAUUCCAUGAGCAACUUUUCAUUUGAAAAGAUACAAGCCAACUCAAAUCUUAAUCAGAGUCUGCUCAACAUUUCCUCAGUGCUGUAGAGGAGAGGCUCAGCUGAUGAGCAGCACAGCAGCUGCUCAAAUGAAGGAUGUCAGGGUGUAGCAGGUGGCAGGGUUCAGGAAGGCUGGUUUGCUUUUCCCUGAUAUUAAGCAUGAAUAUACUGAUUGUUCUUCGUCUCAACCACGUUAACUAAAUGAUGAAAUGAUCAUCAUUGGAGUCCAAGUUAACAUCUAAUAACAUUAAAGAAUUGAGGAACAGCACGCUAACUGAUUUAUAAUCUCUUCUAUAUACUGUGUAUAUAUCACAUAUAUAUAAGUAUGAUUUCAAUUACUUUUCAUAUCAUAAUAUAUUCAGUUUCUGUGUGUAAAAUGGCUGCAAUGAACACACUGCAGUACAUUGGAGACACAGUGGAGGCAGCCACACACUGCAGUCAUAUACAGACUGUAAAGUAGCCUGUAUGCUGGAUUUUGGAGUAAAUAUAAAUGUAUACAGUGUUUAUUGUAUUGUACAUAUUGUAUUGUACUUCAGACUUGCUAACUCGGAACAGGCCCACAGGGUGUCCAUUAAGAGCGUAACCAGAGAUGUCCGACUUCACAAUCCGCUGUAAUAUUAACUGAAGCUGUAUGUGGUUGUUUUGGUAGAAGUCAGAAAACAGAGAUAAUCCAGUAAAAAUCCACUGAGGGCUGCUGUGGUUCUUCCUGCAGCUGAAGGAAACAUUGCCUGCAUUUUCAGCUUUUGUGGGCACGUCCACUUCAGUAUGGAUCUCACGCACUGUUUUAUAAAUGAGACCCCUGCUCUGUAAAUCCAAUAUCCAGAGGAGAAAUGCAUAUAGUGUUUUUCUGUCCCAGUCAUUCCCAGCAACAUAGCCAGUCACUUUAUUUUAAACUAGAUUUCCAUAAAGCUGACAGAUUGACACAAUAACAACAACAUAGUGUGGCUUUUGUGUAAUGCCUCCUUCAGGGAUCACUGAACUGCUAAUAACAGUGUGUUAGAUACACAUUAACGUCAACAUUAUUCAGUUGAAAGUUUAUCACUCAUCACUUUUUUUCUUUUAAAGCUUUUAAUUGAAGUAUUUCCAUUUAAUCUUUUCCAUUUCCCUUUUUAAAAAUCACUUUUUUCAUACUAUCAUUUUACAUUUACUUUUUCUCCAUGAAAAACAAUAAAUGUAAAAGUCACUGACAUAAUGAAUACAGAUUCUAUGUCUGAGCAGCAGAUUAAACAUGGUGACAUUUGUCAGAACACAUACCUACCAAAUGGAAAUGGAAAAAAUGUCAUGUGAUGCUAUAUGUAUAUUAAACACCAGAGAGGCAACCUGUCUGAAAGUUCCAGAUUAACAAGCACAUAGUCUAAAUGUAUUCACCUUUAUAAGAAACAACACCAACAUCGAGCCCAAAUGCACAAAUAAUGAACUCUGUAUGUUUCUGUAAGUCACAGCAGUACAUUUCUUCCAUUCUCCACUGUCACAUGACUUUUUGAAGAAUCCUUUACAGUUAUGAUCCAUUCCCCUCUGAUCCAGACAACACAGAGAAGAUGUAAGCAUGGCUGUUCUGCAUUGUUUUCUCCCCUUGUACAAUUGUACAGUUUCAUACAAAAUCACAAAACAAAAUCUUGUAAUAAGCUAAAUCACAAAAACUAUUUUUGACCUUUGACCCAGGAAGUGGAAUCCUGCAAAUCUUGAGUUUUGCUGAGAGUUGUGGCAGCUGGGAGGUCCAGCUCAUAUCUUCUUCACUCAGCGUGGGCUAGAUUACUAAAUGAUUUACAGAAAAUUUGAAAAAGUCAUAUUAGACCUUACAGUUUUUGCACUGUAUGUCGGAGCUUUCUGAACUUUAUUUGUACUAAAAACAGAAGGUACAAAGUUUAUUAUUCUCAUUUUAUGUACAAAGAAAAAAAGGGCAAAGCAACAGAUUUUGUAAAUAUGUUUUGUGUACAAAUUUGAACUUCCAAAGUAUUGAUGACUGUGCAUUUUGUUUAGUUGGAUGAUUGUUUUUUAAUAAAUAAUAAAGCUUUAUUUAUCUUG
Molecule: messenger RNA, 9949 nt
Organism: Scomber scombrus (Atlantic mackerel)
Lineage: Eukaryota; Metazoa; Chordata; Actinopteri; Scombriformes; Scombridae
Product: A-kinase anchor protein 13-like
Exons: 38
Coding region: 142-4443 (1433 amino acids)
Biological process (GO): adrenergic receptor signaling pathway; regulation of Rho protein signal transduction; positive regulation of canonical NF-kappaB signal transduction
Cellular component (GO): membrane; actin cytoskeleton
Molecular function (GO): guanyl-nucleotide exchange factor activity; MAP kinase scaffold activity
Source: RefSeq, a predicted model, not a curated record